AUGAGCAACAUCCACAAGAUCAACCCCGAGAACAACCCCAAGCAGGGUUUCCACCCCUCCGCUGGCAACUCUGCCCCCUUGACCGACAAAGGACAUCAACCCGGUCGCAAGGUCUCUCCCUACGACCAGGUCCCCGAAUUCAGCGCAGAGACGUUCCCUCCGGGCACAGCACCAGCGAGCAACUCCUACACUCCCAACACAACCGGUGAAAGCGGAAGUCAAGCUUUGAACCCCAACGUGGAGCGCAGCCAUGGCAAGGAAUCGACCAAGACAAGCGCCAGCGAUACUCUGAUGGGCGCCACAAGCCAGGACGUGCAUACCGGUCUGGGUCACCCGGGCGGUGGCCAGACGAGCAGCGAACUGCGUCACGAUGGUCAACACGGACGGAAGAAUCCCGGUGUCGGUCUCGAGGGCGUUGGUGCCAACAAGGGCAACAACAUGGAUCGCCAGAUCCCCGAACAACGAGGUAUCGAGCGUGAUCAGGCCCAGGGUGGGCAGCGUGGCACCAAGGGUGCACUGGCUGCCGAAGAUAGACAACCUGAAGGCGCAGAGACAGUCUCUUCAGAGUGGAAGUAUGAACCACAGACCCAGAGACAAAGAUUCCAGGCAUAA
Aspergillus terreus NIH2624 is the source of this 612-nucleotide messenger RNA. RefSeq lists its product as uncharacterized. Lineage: Eukaryota; Fungi; Ascomycota; Eurotiomycetes; Eurotiales; Aspergillaceae. The transcript has 2 exons. Bases 1 to 612 code for a protein of 203 amino acids. The record is from RefSeq and is a predicted model, not a curated record.